AUGGAUGCACUUAAGGUUCUUGAUCUAUACAGAAAUCCUAUCAAGAGUCUUCCAAUUUCCUUGUCGAAGUGUCCCGGGCUCACAACAUUGUUGUUGUCUGAUUGUCGUAUAGAAAGUAUUCCAGAAAGCUUCUUCGAUGAUGCGAAUGAACUCAAGAUUCUUGAUCUUUCCUUCAAUCCUAUCAAGAGUCUUCCGCAUUCCUUAUCAAAUUUGAAGAACCUCACUUCAUUGUUGCUUGCUUAUUGUAAAGAUUUAGAGAAUGUUCCAUCGUUGUCAAAUCUUGGAGUUUUAAAGAAGUUGAAUCUUCGAGGAACAAAUAUCAAGGAAAUCCCUGAUGGGAUGGAAAACUUGGUGAGUCUUGAGUACCUAAAUUUAGGUUAUUUCUACAGCUUAAAUGAGAUCCCGAAUGAAGUACUUUCAAGACUUUGUUGUCUUCAAGACUUGAUCGUCGGUGAAACUCUGAUAAAUGGAAAGGAGGUUGGUGAAUUGAAGAAACUGCAGGGAACUCUUGAAGGGAGGUUUCAUGACUGGAACAACUUAAAUAUGUAUCUCGAAGCUUGUCGUGGCCGAGAAGAGCCUCGUCAAUACAUAAUCUACGUGGGAGAUAUAGGCUUUCCUACGUUUUUUGAAGGUGCAAGAAAAGAAAUUGUUGUAAGUGGUUGUAACAUCUAUACCUACCAGAUUGUGCUUCCACGUGACAAUGAGGGAUUGCAAAUUAGGGAAUGCAAUGUUGAUUGCAGUGAAGAAUACCCUCUUUUCUCCAGGUUUAUCCUCUUCUCACUUUCCUCCUUUUCAUCUCUUAGAUCUCUUAAAAUAAAUGAUUGCAGAAAUAUGAAAAAGUUGUUCUCCCCAAAUUGUGUGCCGCUAAAUUUACAAAUACUCAGUGUUGAAGGGUGUAAGCAAUUGGAGGAAAUAAUAACAUCAGAAGUUGAGACGGCGGAAAGAGGAAUGGUUAUCACCGAGUUUUAUCUUCCACAAUUGAGCCUAUUGAGUUUGUGGGAUCUACCGGAAUUAAAGAGCAUUUGCAGUGCUGGUGGAGUACUGGUUUGUGAUUCUCUCUACAAAUUGAGAUUGUAG
This is a messenger RNA of Hibiscus syriacus, 1077 nucleotides long. RefSeq names its product probable disease resistance protein At4g27220. The transcript has a single exon. The coding region runs from base 1 to 1077 and encodes 358 amino acids. Gene Ontology annotation, molecular function: protein binding. The record is from RefSeq and is a predicted model, not a curated record. NCBI's taxonomy places the organism in Eukaryota, Viridiplantae, Streptophyta, Magnoliopsida, Malvales, Malvaceae.